Molecule: messenger RNA, 2746 nt
Organism: Marmota flaviventris (yellow-bellied marmot)
Lineage: Eukaryota; Metazoa; Chordata; Mammalia; Rodentia; Sciuridae
Gene: Entpd6
Product: ectonucleoside triphosphate diphosphohydrolase 6
Cellular component (GO): Golgi apparatus
Molecular function (GO): hydrolase activity
Source: RefSeq, a predicted model, not a curated record
GUGACGCUGGCUGGGGCCAGAGAGCUAGGAAGCACCCCGCGAACUGCCUGGGAAGGGCACCAGCCUCCGUGGUUGGAGUAGAGGGUGCCGUGCAGGUUCUAUUUGUCCUCUCUGGACGUCUGGACUCCGCUGACCCGUGGGCCUUGUUCAGUGUUGUGGACAACAGGAGCCUAAUAUUCAGAACCUGAGGCGGGCAGCUAUUUGUGUAAGGAAGUCUGGAAGUACCUCCUCUCCCACUGUGUCCUGUGAAAAGGAAAUAGCAGCAGUUGCAAGCACAGUCCUUGGCAGACUAAGAAAUGAGAAAAAUACCAAAUCAUGGGACCCUGCGGAUGACGAAGGUGGCAUACCCCCUGGGACUGUGCUUGGGCCUAUUCAUCUACGUCGUCUACAUCAAGUGGCACCGGGCCUCUGCUACCCAGGCCUUUUUCACUAUCGCUGGGGCAGCCUCAGGGGCCCGGUGGGGACAACAGGCCCGCAGCUCACUAGGAUCAGCUAUACGUGGUCAUGAGGUCUUCUAUGGGAUCAUGUUUGAUGCCGGAAGCACUGGCACCCGCGUGCAUGUCUUCCAAUUUGCUCAGCCUCCUGGAGAAACCCCCACCUUGACCCAUGAAACCUUCAAAGCACUGAAGCCCGGUCUUUCCGCUUAUGCUGACGACGUUGAAAAGAGUGCUCAGGGAAUUCAGGAACUGCUGGAUGUUGCUAAACAAGAGAUUCCAUUCGACUUCUGGAAGGUCACUCCUCUGGUCCUCAAGGCCACAGCUGGUUUGCGUCUGUUACCAGGAGAAAAGGCCCAUAAGUUAUUGCAAAAGGUGAAAGAGGUGUUUAAGGCAUCACCUUUCCUGGUAGGGGAUGACUGUGUUUCCAUCAUGAACGGAACGGACGAAGGCGUAUCAGCAUGGAUCACUGUCAACUUCCUAACAGGCAGUUUGAAAACCCCAGGAAGGAGCAGUGUGGGCAUGCUGGAUUUGGGCGGAGGAUCCACUCAGAUCACCUUCCUUCCACGGGUCGAGGGCACUCUUCAGGCCUCUCCACCUGGCCAUCUGACAGCACUGCAGAUGUUUAACAGGACCUAUAAGCUCUACUCCUACAGCUACCUGGGACUGGGAUUGAUGUCAGCACGACUGGCGAUCUUAGGCGGUGUGGAGGGAAAACCUGUUAAGGAUGGAAAGGACUUGGUCAGCCCCUGUCUAUCUCCAAGUUUCAAAGGAGAGUGGGAACAUGCUGAAAUAACAUACAGGAUUUCAGGACAGAAGGCAGGGAGCCUCUAUGAGCUGUGUGCCAGCCGAGUGUCAGAAGUACUUCGAAAUAAAGUACACAGAACAGAAGAGGUGAAGCACGUGGACUUUUAUGCUUUUUCCUACUAUUAUGACCUUGCAGCCAGUGUCGGUCUCAUAGAUGCGGAGAAGGGAGGCAGCCUUGUGGUCGGGGACUUUGAGAUAGCAGCCAAGUAUGUGUGUCGGACUCUGGAGACUCAGCCACACAGCAGCCCCUUCGUGUGCAUGGAUCUCACCUACAUUACCUUGCUGCUCCAGGAGUUUGGCUUUCCCAGGAAUAAAGUGCUGAAGCUGACUCGGAAAAUCGACAAUGUGGAGACCAGCUGGGCUCUGGGGGCCAUUUUUCACUACAUCGACUCCCUGAACAGAGAGAAGAGUCCAGCCUUGUAGUAGCAGAACCCCAAUCUCCACUCCAACCAGUAUUCCUGGCUCCCAUCUCCAUGGACCCCUCCAUCCUGGACAUGAUUUUAUCCUUGAGGAGCCACCAUGCUGACUGAGACCCCUCCUCCUGCAGCCCUCAGAGCUACCUACCUGUGCAUCAGCCUCUGCUGUGCUGUGGGUGACCUGAGAGUGGGAACCUGACCUAGAACAGAGCCUUGCCAAUGCUUCCUUCCUGCCUGGGAUCCAGGUGGGCUGUGAGCCAGACAGAGCUAAGGGCCAUACUGAGAUUGAGGCACACAAGACCCUGUGUCCUCCUCUCCAUCUCUGUGGCUGUGGCUGCUGUUGUCUCCGUCCCUGUGACCUGAAUCUUGCUCUGGCUCUCAGCCUCUGUUGUUUCCUCCCCAAGGACAGGCCUCCACCUGUACCGGAGAGUUUGGAGAGGUUACACAAGCUGUCCUGGCUACUCUGGGGGAGCCAAGAAAGAACCAGUGUGACCUCCAGGAGAGCAGGUCUCUUGUGUGUUUCUCUCUUCCUUGGGGGUGAGCAUACGAUAUCACCCAGUGGUCUGCUCCCUCAGAUCUCGGAUGAUGUAAGGGUAACUGAUGGGGGAUGCUAUGGGUAAGAAGAGGGGUGGGAGAUCCCAUGUGCCCAGGUCUGCUGAACAAGUCUGCCACAGGCAUAGCAGAGCUGAGUGUGAACUGCUAUAAGAACAUUUGUGGCCAUGCUGCUGGAGCCCUCUUUGUCAUGUGAGUGCUGAGUGCUUGUGUACAAACUAUGUCUGAGCCGCUUUUUUUGAACACCAGCUCUGUGUUCCAGUGAAUGUAUUGCUGCUAUGAGCCAUUUGCAGACAAACAGGGAAGGGUAAGAAGACACAGUUCCAGAACCAUCCUCUUGCAGCCCUUGUGCUGUCUUGGACUACAAUCCAUCUUCUGUGGUGAACCUGCCCUCCUCAAUGGGCCUGGGUCAUAGCUGACACUUGAGCAUCGUUUGUGUCCCAGUGCCUGUGUCCACCAGGGUUUCUUCUAUGAAUGUGCAGUACAUGGAAUAAACUCAAUCUGUGUUCCGCUCCAAAUAAAAGGUUUACAAGGUUU